Adelges cooleyi (spruce gall adelgid) is the source of this 1100-nucleotide messenger RNA. RefSeq names its product transcription initiation factor IIE subunit beta (gene TfIIEbeta). The transcript has 7 exons. NCBI's taxonomy places the organism in Eukaryota, Metazoa, Arthropoda, Insecta, Hemiptera, Adelgidae. Gene Ontology annotation, cellular component: transcription factor TFIIE complex. The coding region runs from base 222 to 1079 and encodes 285 amino acids. The record is from RefSeq and is a predicted model, not a curated record. Gene Ontology annotation, biological process: transcription initiation at RNA polymerase II promoter.
UUAAAUUUAUACUUCAUAUCGAAAUGCUAAAUUCAAAGAAAAAGAAUAAAUAGUAAAAAAAAAACAACAACUUAAUUAAUAUAAAAUAAUAAUAACAAUUAUUAUUCUAUCAAUAUUUCAAGUUGGUAAAAUUAAAUAUAAGUUCAAUGACGAUUUUGUUACGAAAGUGUUAGCAGAGUAUUUUAUUAUUAAGGUGAAAGCCUUAAAAUUAGCUGAUCAACAUGGACCCGGCUUUACUAAGAGAACGGGAAUUGUUCAAAUUAAAAGCAUCGGCCAUACCUGUAGUGGAAAAAAGGCAAAAAGAUGACAGUAACAAAGACGAGUUUAAAAAAAAAUCCAAACCUUUACCACCAAUGCCUAGGCCACCAUCGCCUCCAAAUACGUCCAAUUCUAUGAAUUAUAAAACAUUUGGUCAGAGUUCUCAGUACAAAUUUGGAGUACUUACUAAAAUAGUUAAGUAUAUUAAAGGCAGUCAUCAAAAUGGGGAUGAUCAUCCAUUGACAUUAGAUGAACUUUUAGAUGAAACUAAUCAAUUGGAUGUAGGAUCAAAAGUUAAAUCGUGGUUGGAAACUGAAGCAUUGCCAAGCAACCCCAAGAUAGAGCGGACACCUGAUGGAAAAUAUCUGUUCAAGCCUCCUUAUAGACUUAAAGAUCGAAAAGCUUUAUUGAAAUUAUUAAAACAACAGGAUUUAAAAGGAUUAGGAGGAAUUAUGUUAGAUGAUGUUCAAGAAUCUUUGCCUAAUUGUGAAAAAGCAUUAAAGCAAUUGCAAAAUGAAAUACUAUAUGUAUCUCGACCAGGAGAUAAGAAAAAGGUGAUUUUUUAUAAUGACAAAUCUGCAACUAUAGAUAUAAAUGAAGAAUUCAAAAAAAUGUGGAGAAGCAUUGCAGUUGAUAAUAUGGAUGACGAAAAAAUUGAAGAACAUCUAGAAAAACAGGGUAUAAGUUCCAUGCAAGAUAAUGGUGUUAAGAAAGUAAACCAUGUUAAGCGGAAAAAACCAGUCACAAAGAAAAGAAUAUAUAAAAGACCAAGAGACAAUGAACAUUUAAAGAACGUUUUGGAAGAUUACGAUACUCUUUAAAUUUAAGAUAAAUAUUUAUAU